AAAUGCCGUUUUUGGCGGCAGUCGACGCGUUUUGAAAAAGAAAGAAUGAGGACACGCAAACGUUUUUCUUGUCAAAUAUUCCCGUGACCUUUUGACAACUCAUAAUCAUGGAGACGUGUAAGAUUGAUGAUAUGGACGGUGACGGUGAAUCAUUAUUCAGUGUUAAAUGGAAGGCCUUCCGGAAGAAUCCGCGAUUCUCGAGGUGAAUGCCAAUACAACUUCCCCCGAUGUAAAAGUUAAAUGUAAACAAUGUGAUCGAUUUUUCACGUCUGAAAGAUCCCUUCGUUGUCAUAUCAAAGUGCACAAUGACAAAUUGUUGGAGUGCUAUUUCUGCGACAAAAUGUUCAAUCGAACGGAUACUCUGUUUUUCCACGCACUCGACCACAUCAGCAAAGGAACUCUACCUUGUCGUGCCGAAGGAUGUGAUCAACUCGUUGAGACCAUGUUAGAGGGCGAGAAUCAUGCGAAUACAGCUCAUCAUGUGAAUGGUACAGUAUCGAUAAAGUGCAAGGAUUGCUCCGAAGUUUCAGUAUCCUUCCGUAAAAUGCUAUUCCAUCACACAUUCAAGCAUGGAGAACUUAAAGAAUAUGCGGAGGAAAUGAUUAUCAAGCAGAAAGAUUUCCUUCGAAUGAAAAAGAAUCAAAGCCGGAAGGAAAGAAAAACUUCAGUUGGAGCAAAGGAAGAAUCAAAGCAAUUCGAUGUUCAAGAUGCUUUAGAAAUCGAAGUCAAGGAAGAAAUCUAUGAAGCAGACGAAGAUGAUGGGAUUUUAAAGCAAUUGCAGAUGGCUAUGUCUGUAUCAUCAGCUUCCAAUUCGGAGAUGAUCGCGAAACUAUCGGAUGUGAUUGCAGAAUUAUUCCCAUUGAAUGAUAACGAGAAAUACCAAUGCACUCAUUGCUUGAUGAGUUUCACCGACGCAAUCCUCUGGAUGACGCACAUUGGAUAUCACGAAAUUGACGAUCCGUUCAAAUGUUCUGGAUGCGGCCGAAAGUUUGAGAAUCGACAAGCGUUCGCUCUUCAUCUAAACUACUUCGCACAUACAAUUGGUUUUGGAGGAGAAAACGAAAGCGAUGAAUAGUUCUAUUUCAUGUUCCUUUAUUUUAUUUAACAAAUAAAUAUGCAUAAUACUUGUA
Molecule: messenger RNA, 1130 nt
Organism: Caenorhabditis elegans
Lineage: Eukaryota; Metazoa; Nematoda; Chromadorea; Rhabditida; Rhabditidae
Gene: F26F4.8
Product: C2H2-type domain-containing protein
Exons: 8
Coding region: 167-1075 (302 amino acids)
Source: RefSeq, marked reviewed